UACAUUUUUACGUUUUAUCAUUUAGUGUUUAGUUUUAUGCUUUAUUUAUACUUUUUUUUUAUCAUUUUAUCAAUUUCUAUUUAUCCCUUAGACACAAUCACUUCGACAACCGUACGUACCAAUAUCGUCCCCUUGUUGCGAUGGGCCUCCAGUGUGGGAGAAAUCAAUUAUACUUUCUCGGCCUUAUCGCCAGACAUGUGUGUGAGUCCAGACCCUCGGGAGAUAACAGGCGCCUUGUGAAGACAGCCAUGCCCAGGAGGACGUUCCGAGGACAGUUUAGGCUUGCAGGAGGGCCGCGAAAGCACACCCGAGGCUGGUGUAGCUUUUCAGUAGUGUUUGAGGUACUUAAGUGCAUGAUAUAGCUGCGUCUUCUCCGAUCCCAAGCUGCGCUGUCCUGUUGGUUGCCCUUAGUGGGACACUGGACAAGCCAGCCACGCAGCAAGCAGGACAAGAUGGAGAUGAGCUACUACUUCUCAGGGACGGUCCAUGACUUCCUCUUCUCCGGUGUCAAUGUCCUCACAACAUGGGGCAUGGUGUCCCUGUGCAUGGGCCUGAUGUCCCUCUCCCUGCUGGCCGAGGGGUUCAAGGUGGCCCGCUCCUUGCUGCAGAAGGUGGCCACGUCCUCCAUUGACUCUGGCUGCCGGAGAUACAACGUCAGCGAAAGGUCUCCACUCAUACCUCGUGCUUCCCACUCAGACUCUGAGAUGCAAAGGCUGUUGUAUUUCCACAGAGUGAGGUUCCACAUCCUGCAGACAUUCCUCCACAUUGUGCAGCUGACCAUUGGCUACAUGCUCAUGCUGUCGGUGAUGACCUACAAUGCGUACUUCACCCUGGCCGUGGUGGGCGGUGCGGGUCUUGGCUACUACUGCUUUGCUCUCUUUGACCUCCCAAGUAAGAUUCUGGGCAGCCACAUGUCUCGCCCAGCCCAGUGGCCAGCAGGCAACCCUCCCCCACACCUGUCUGAAGCUGUCUCCCUCAAGCGGGCCGCAGAAGAUGCCAAUGAAUUUUCAAUAAACACCAACCUCCCUGCAAACUUGACAUCAGUCCUUGAAAGUGAUGAGAAGGAUGGACAGAAGGUGAAGUGUGGGCAGCAGAACGAGUGCAAGAAGGAAAGCUCACUGCCGCCUGUAACUUCCUUGAUCCAGCUCACUGAUAGCUAAGCCAGCAUGAGGACAGAGGGCAGGAGAGGAGAGUGAGGGAGAGAGAAGGAGAGGCUGUGUUAGGAUGCAGGAGCUAAGAGGUAAGGGAGUAGAUGGUGUAGAUGUGAAGGGAAGAUUAAUGUAGAUGGAAAAAUGCACACCACCUUUGUGAGUGACACUGUUCUACCUGAAGUCGUAAAUGGUACAGCAACUCUAAUGUGUUGCUUUGUACUUUGACGAUCACCUAAUUUUACCAUAGCUGCAAUAGACAAUGAAUGCUCCCAGUGAAUAUUUUGUACUUGAGAUGUAUUUUUAUAACUUCAUUAGAUAAGAAUACUCAUUGCACAUGUUUGAAGAUUGCAAGGUGCCUGGAUCAAUAUUUGUCAAGAGUUUUGGUCUCGUAAGGUUCAGCUGUUCUAUUAGCACUUGCAGUUGUGUACAUAUAUCAAAGGGGUUGUUUUAAGGAAGACACAUUGGUGGUUCUCUGUUAAUGGUUGUUGCUUGCAAGACUGGUUAGAUUUUGGAUUUAGACAGAACGCAUUUGAAGAUAUGUACUUUGUAUUUUUUAUUGUAUCGUUUUUAGCAUUUACUCUUUACCAGAAUGCUACUGGCAUUAUUCUGGUCAUUGUUACAGUAUUCGUAAAUAAUAAAAUUGGCUGAUAUUUGAAAGUUUGUUCUGGCAGACAUACAGAUAGGUUUUCAUCAAACUACAGCAGAAAUUAUGUGCCUUGAAUCAGCUUUUAAAAUAUAUAAAAGCCAUUAGGUAGUUCUGUAGGAGAGUGCUCAGCUUUUGCUUUCAAGAACAAGAGUUACUCUGCACCCAGGGCGGUGGUGGUUCCUGUACAGCCAAGUGUGUGCUCCAAGCUGCAUUGGUGAGGGAUUAUUUAUUGUCUUAAAAAUAUGUUGUUGGCUGCACUGGGCAAGUUUGUGAUGUGCAGAAGAUUUAGGUUUAUUUGCACCUUAUUGUGCAUCAGCUCUGCCAGAACAUCUCAUUCCUGUUUUGGCUUCACGGAGGGAGGACGUGUCGUAAGUGGCGGGUGUGUCACAGCCAAUGUUUUAAGGAAGUGAUAAAUUGGUCUUGUUAUUUUGUAUUAAGGUCAUUAUAUAUUUGAAGUCCAUACAA
Messenger RNA from Eriocheir sinensis (Chinese mitten crab), 2262 nucleotides. Its product is annotated as high affinity copper uptake protein 1-like. Gene Ontology annotation, biological process: copper ion transmembrane transport. The transcript is spliced from 7 exons. Bases 453 to 1160 code for a protein of 235 amino acids. Lineage: Eukaryota; Metazoa; Arthropoda; Malacostraca; Decapoda; Varunidae. The record is from RefSeq and is a predicted model, not a curated record. Gene Ontology annotation, molecular function: copper ion transmembrane transporter activity. Gene Ontology annotation, cellular component: membrane.